AGCGUGAUGGGCCGGAUCGCCUCCUUUGGCGGGGGGUACUGCCCCUCCAAGUACGGCGUGGAGGCCUUCUCCGACAGCCUCAGGCGCGAGAUGCGCCCCUUCGGGGUGCAGAUCUCCAUCAUCGAACCCGGCGGCUUCCGGACGGGGAUGACCGACCCCGGGGUGCUGGUGAAGGCCUUGGAGCACCUCUGGGAGAGGCUCCCAGCAGAGACCCAGGCAGCCUACGGCUCCCGCUACUUGGAGACCUAUGCCCGGCGCAUGGCCCUGCUGCACCGCCUGAGCAGCUCCCGCCUGUCCAUCGUCACCGGCUGCGUGCAGCACGCGCUGCUCGCCCGCUGCCCCCGCAGCCGCUACACGGCCGGCUGGGACGCCCGGCUCGCCUUCCUGCCGCUCAGCUACUGCCCAGCCUGGCUCUCUGACACCAUCAUCACUUUUAUCCUGCCCAGCCCGGCCGGGGGGACACCUGCACGCCCCUGAGACGCGUGUCUCUGCUCAAUAAAGCUGCUGUGAAGGGGGCUGCCCAUGGCGAGCUCCAUCCUCAGAGCUGGAGACGUGGUUCUGGGCCACCCGCUCUGCUCGAGAUGCACCCAAGCCCUUGCCCAGAGCAGCUGCGAGCAUCAGAGCCACGGCCGUGGAGACAGCUCUGCCCUGACAGCCCUGCGGGGGUCCCGCAGCAUCCCCUCAGGCAGCAGCAGCCUCCCUCGGCGCUUCCCAGACACCAGACCUCAAGGACACCUCGCACUGCUUGGUGUGCGGGGUGCGGACACAGGUCCCAAGGCAACCAGCCGUGGCCUGCAGGGAAGACAACCCCAGUGCAGCCUCCCUCCAGGCUUUUAUUUGGUUUUGGGGGGUAUUUAGGGCCAACCACUUACCCGCAUGCCAGAUCCACAGGCUCUGGAGCUGCCGCAUGGUUCUGUAGUGCUCUGGGUGCCUUUAUCCUUAGCUCACUACCUCCCUCAGCUGCUGAGAGCUCGCUGUGCCCU
Molecule: messenger RNA, 983 nt
Organism: Oxyura jamaicensis (ruddy duck)
Lineage: Eukaryota; Metazoa; Chordata; Aves; Anseriformes; Anatidae
Product: retinol dehydrogenase 5-like
Exons: 3
Coding region: 7-477 (156 amino acids)
Source: RefSeq, a predicted model, not a curated record